Messenger RNA from Oreochromis niloticus (Nile tilapia), 2168 nucleotides. RefSeq names its product alkB homolog 4, lysine demthylase (gene alkbh4). Gene Ontology annotation, molecular function: demethylase activity; oxidoreductase activity; actin binding. NCBI's taxonomy places the organism in Eukaryota, Metazoa, Chordata, Actinopteri, Cichliformes, Cichlidae. Gene Ontology annotation, biological process: actomyosin structure organization; protein demethylation. The record is from RefSeq and is a predicted model, not a curated record. The transcript has 3 exons. Gene Ontology annotation, cellular component: midbody; contractile ring. Bases 93 to 920 code for a protein of 275 amino acids.
CUAACCCUGAAAAUGCCCGCAUUCUCCGCUAGCUGGCGAUAGUUAAAUGUUUUCGUUUGCUGCCACUUCCUGACACAAGAAGAAGAUGCAGGAUGAUGGCUCCCGACACCAGUGACGACGUGCCUUCAUGCGCUUGUAAAGGUGUCCGCCGGUGUCUCGUCUGCGAAGGGUUGAAAGAGAAAGUACAGCCGGAGGCGAGUGAAUCAAAGAUUGUCCAUCAUUUCCUCUACGAUCCUCAGUCGAGGCUCGCUGUUGGAAAAGAUGCCCAGGCUGCAUCCUUCCCCUUUUCUGGGGUCUUCCUGUGGGAGAACUUCAUAUCAGAAGAGGAAGAGAAGGAGCUUAUAUGUGCGAUGGACCAGGAUGUGUGGAAGGAGUCGCAGUCCGGUCGAAGAAAACAGGACUUUGGCCCGAAGGUGAACUUCAAGAAAAGGAAAGUGCGUGUGGGUGGCUUCAGUGGACUCCCUGCUUUGAGCCAUAAACUUGUGCUUCGGAUGUAUCAGGAAUCAGCUCUAGCCGGCUUCCAGCCAGUGGAGCAGUGCAACCUGGAUUAUCAUCCUGAGCGAGGUGCAGCCAUCGAUCCACACUUAGACGAUUCUUGGCUGUGGGGGGAGCGCUUAGUCACCAUUAACAUGUUGUCAGACACUACACUCACCAUGUCUCUGGAGCAGGGUCUGCCAGAGCUGGGACUAACAGGGGAGGUCCAUGUAGCUGUGAACCUUCCUCGCAGAUGUUUAGUAGUUUUAUACGGCGAGGCACGGCAUAAAUGGAAACACGCCAUUCACAGGAAGGACAUUCAUGUACGUAGAGUCUGCAGCACCUACAGAGAGCUAUCUGCAGAGUUCCUGCCUGGAGGGCAGCAGGCAGACCUCGGAGCCCAGCUGUUGAAUAUCGCCUUGAACUUCCAAGGCUCUCCAGUUUAAUCUAAUUUGAUGGAUCCAGAGGGAGCUGCAAUCUAAAUCACUUGGACUUGUCUUAAACUGUAAAGAUGUGUCCUUUGGACACCCUAGGGCUUGUUUGCUGGAUCUGUGCCAGCUCCCCAAAUAGUGAGCAGUGCUCACGAGGCUUGUGUGCAUUAAUUAGUUGAACAUCUGCUGUGGUGCGAAGCCAAGCUGAAGUCGAAUUGCUUUGGAAAAAAUGUUGGGGGGAAAUUGUGUUAAAAUAGCUCCAAUGUCAUUAUAUUAUUCCACCCCCACCCUCAGUGUUCUUUUUGUUUUAUGACAAAUGGAGAGAAUAAAGCAAUUUUUCCACGCACAGGGCGAUCCGUGGUAACUCGCUAAUGGAGAUUUGCCGCGUUAAUGUGGUUAUGAUGUUAACGUCAUUUUAACGAGAUUAACGCUGACAGCACUAAUAUAAAUAUAUGUUUGUGUGUGUGUGUGUGUGUGUGUGUGUGUGUGUGCAGAGAGACUGACACAAACCUAAUCUUUGACUUUGUGAUGAUAAGAACAAAUCUUUGAUGAUAAAUUGAAUAGAGAAUUAUACACGUGUUGGGAUUGAGGCUUUUUUUUUCUCUUUCAGAACUGCAAUUAUAAUUGUUAAGAUAAACAUUUAACAGUAAAAUAUGACUUAAAACAAAAUCAAAUCUGAUUGCAAAAGUGAAUCAAAAGAUCUGUCACCUGAAACAAUCAUGUGCAGCAGCUGCACAUAUCUGGCUUUGUUGAAUCAGCAGUGGCUGCGAGUCAUUUUUCUGAAACCCAGUUUGUCCAGUUCCCGAUGAGUUCUCAGACACAGAGUGAGAACUACAAACAGGAUGUGGCCUGCACGCUCAAAACGAACUGCCUUUACAAAGUUUUUGUGUUCAAGUCAUCUUUCUUGAAGUCAUUGUCUAUUCAAAAGAAACAGGAAAUGUGCAAUGGUGUCAAAGCUUUUAUUUUUCAGUUCUCUAAUUGUGUUUUUGAGGUUGCUGCUGUUAUCCACACAUUUAGCUUCACUGGUCACAGAUGUCUGUAUUCACAAUGGAGUCACGUCUCCAGUUCAUCCAGCUGGCAACAUAUGAAUUUGAUUAAGGACUACAAACAUGAAGACAAAACCUUUAUUGUUACUGUGUUCAGGAUGUAGCAGGAUUGGGAGUGCCGUUCCUGCUUAGUGAUUUACUUUGUGAUAUUUAAAGGAAAAAAUAAAUUAUAUUGUAAAAGAGAUAACUUUUCAAUAAAAAGCCAGGGUCAAAUGAA